Messenger RNA from Adineta ricciae, 771 nucleotides. Lineage: Eukaryota; Metazoa; Rotifera; Eurotatoria; Adinetida; Adinetidae. The record is from the annotation of a GenBank genome assembly.
AUGGCACUAUGUCACACACUGGCACUAGGACAAUUCGUCGACGGACAAUUCGUCGACGGACAAUUCGUCGCGGACAAUUCGUCGCCUGGACAAUUCGUCGACGGGCAAUUCGUCGCCUGGACAAUUCGUCGCCAUCAUAAUAUUAUUAAUUGGCAGCAUUACAUAUGUGAAAAUGUUGGAUGCAAUUUCGAAUUAAGUGCUCUGUGCGAUCCCAGGUUAUUAUGGCACGGUCGGUUCCAACCGGUUAAGUUCGUUUUCCGACCAUUUCCUUGCCCCCGGAUUCCGGCCGGAAUCCGGCGGCAAAGAACCUGCCGGAACUUGCUGGAAUCGGCGAAAACUGUGCCGGAAUCGAGAAGAACUGUACCGGAACCGACUCAGAUUUCAACGGAUCCAGUCGCCGGAAUGAUCGACCUGGGAUGUAUGGGUCCAUAUGUUUCGAAAGUCUCAAACUAUGAUACACAAAUUAUUACAUACAAUUGGUGUGAUGCGGCUAAAUUGCUUGAACAGAUAACAGCUGUGAUCAAUGAAAAAGUUCGCAAUGGAGUUCAUAAACUUGUGAGCAUACGUGCUGUUCACAAUACAGUUAUGCUCAUUAAUAUGCUACUGUUUUUACUAAUGAUUGUUGCUAUCGUUAUCUGGUGUUUAUUUCAGCAUUGUCGAAGUACAGCUGUAGCGAUAAGUGUCGUGGACGAACCGCCGGCUUAUUCGAUCGAUACUCCAGCAUCGGCUAAAAAGUCUCCAGAAAAAAAUGAAGAUGGAUAUAAAGUCUAA